Leopardus geoffroyi (Geoffroy's cat) is the source of this 1402-nucleotide messenger RNA. It is a transcript of the gene PMM1, whose product is annotated as phosphomannomutase 1. NCBI's taxonomy places the organism in Eukaryota, Metazoa, Chordata, Mammalia, Carnivora, Felidae. Gene Ontology annotation, biological process: GDP-mannose biosynthetic process; mannose metabolic process; protein N-linked glycosylation. The coding region runs from base 271 to 978 and encodes 235 amino acids. Gene Ontology annotation, molecular function: phosphomannomutase activity. Gene Ontology annotation, cellular component: cytosol. The transcript is spliced from 9 exons. The record is from RefSeq and is a predicted model, not a curated record.
CGCGCCGAGCUGCAGCCAUGGCGGUCGCCACUGAGGGCGCCCGCAGGAAGGAGCGCGUCCUCUGCCUGUUUGACGUGGACGGGACCCUCACGCCGGCUCGCCAGAGAGACACACACACAGUGUGAGCAGAGGAGGGGCAGAGAGAGAGGGAGACCAUCUGACGCAUGCUCCAGGCUCUGAGCUGUUAGCACAGAGCCUGAUGCAGGGCUUGAACCCACGAACUGUGAGAUCAUGACCUGCGCUGAAAUCGGUCGCUCAACCAUCUGAACCAUGCAGAAAAUUGACCCUGAGGUGGCUGCCUUCCUGCAGAAGCUGCGAACUAGGGUGCAGAUCGGUGUCGUGGGCGGCUCGGACUACUCUAAGAUUGCUGAGCAGCUGGGAGAGGGGGAUGAAGUCAUCGAGAAGUUUGAUUAUGUGUUUGCCGAGAAUGGGACAGUACAGUAUAAGCAUGGACGACUGCUCUCCAAGCAGACCAUCCAGAGCCACCUGGGGGAGGAGCUGCUGCAGGACUUGAUCAACUUCUGCCUCCGCUACAUGGCCCUGCUCAGGCUGCCCAAGAAGCGUGGAACCUUCAUCGAGUUCCGGAAUGGCAUGCUGAACAUCUCACCCAUCGGCCGGAGCUGUACCCUGGAGGAGCGAAUCGAGUUCUCCGAACUAGACAAGAAGGAAAAGAUACGGGAGAAGUUUGUGGAAGCCCUGAAAACAGAGUUUGCCGGAAAAGGGCUGAGGUUCUCCCGAGGAGGCAUGAUCAGCUUUGACGUCUUCCCUGAGGGCUGGGACAAGCGCUACUGCCUAGACAGUCUGGACCAAGACAGCUUUGACACCAUUCACUUCUUUGGGAACGAGACCAGUCCCGGUGGGAAUGACUUUGAGAUCUACGCUGACCCCCGGACCGUCGGCCACAGCGUGGUCUCUCCGCAGGAUACAGUACAGCGAUGCCGAGAGAUCUUUUUCCCAGAGACUGCCCAUGAGGCCUGACCAGGACCCACACCCGCUCUUAGGGACUUCCAGAGAGUUCUACCUGGGCCUAAAGAGGGCCCCUGGCCCUGGUGUUGAGGAAGUGGGGAGCCAGGGCCCCUCCUCCUCUGGGCUCAGGAUGCCUGCCUCCUAUACCCUGCUGCAAGGCCCACCUUAAUGGGGCCAGGGUCCACGAGGACCACCAUCCCCAUCCGGUCAGCUCCUGGUGGGACCAACUCCGUCCUUCACCCUGACAGCCCUGGCUACAGCUGCUGCCCGUCCUUGUGAACAGAACAGAUCUGCCUGCGCUGGGAGUAGGCACGUGCUAGUGUCAGACGAGAUAGAGCCAGCCCUGCUCGCCUGUGCCGGAGGGGUACAGAGCGCUAGGGAAGGUGCGUAUUUGCCAGAACUUUCUCUCACAAAUAUUAAAGUUCCUGGAACAAGG